Molecule: messenger RNA, 1083 nt
Organism: Arachis stenosperma
Lineage: Eukaryota; Viridiplantae; Streptophyta; Magnoliopsida; Fabales; Fabaceae
Product: protein TIFY 10A
Exons: 4
Coding region: 130-861 (243 amino acids)
Biological process (GO): regulation of jasmonic acid mediated signaling pathway; regulation of defense response; response to wounding
Cellular component (GO): nucleus
Source: RefSeq, a predicted model, not a curated record
AAUUAAAAAUAAUCCUUUUUCAAUUUUCCAACUUACAAACCCUCUCCUAUAUAAAAUAAAAGUCUCAUCAGGACGACGAAACCAUCCGCCCUCUCUUCAGAAAUCAAAGCCUCGCCAAUAUCUGCAAAAAUGUCCAGCUCAUCGGAGUAUUCUGGAGUUUCCGGCCAAAAUCCGGUGAAGUCGCCGGAGAUCUCCACGUUUUCCCAGACUUGUAAUCGGUUGAGCCAAUACCUCAGAGAAAACGGUUCCUUCGGUGACCUCACCCUCGGCAUAACAAAACGCAACCCCGCCCCUGAAACACACGGGUCACCUGAGAACUCAUGCUAUUCUGCAACAACCAUGGAGUUAUUUCCCACAAAGGAGAACAAUAAUGUGACAACCAUGGAUCUUCUUUAUCCACGUGCUCCUGCUUAUGCAAACACAAGGUAUGCGUGUUUCUUGUUGCUUUUCAUGCACCGCACCGUUUCUUUUCUGCGUUUAACAAAAUUACUCAUGUGCAGUGCAUUGAAGGAUGGUAAAGGUGCACAGUUAACAAUCUUUUAUGGUGGAGAAGUGAUGGUGUUUGAUGACAUUCCUGCUGAGAAAGCGGAGGAGAUUCUGUCCUUGGCUAAAAGAGGGAACUCUUGUGCAUGCGCUUCUACUCAGCACACCCGGCCUUACUUGUUUCAACCCCACUCCCAGCUACAGUCCGCACCUGUUGUUGGUGAUCUACCUAUUGCAAGGAAGGCUUCGCUGCAUCGCUUCCUGGAGAAGAGAAAGGAUAGAAUUGCUUCAAAAGCACCAUAUCAAAGCAGCAGCCCCGUCUCGGUCCCUAAUAAAGCAGCUGAGUCGUCUAUGGCAUGGCUUGGGUUAGGAGCUUAAUCAACACACUAUCAAAAGCAGUUUUGUUCAUAAUUGGUGGACUGCUCAAUUAGGCUUUUUGUUAUUUUGGUUUCACCCUAUCCCCACUGCUAUAUAUCAAGACUAAGACAAAUAUACAUCUAACUUUAUUCCUAUUUAGCUUCUGCCUAGUUAUUUCUUUCCUUGUAAUUAUUAGUAUCUCAAACAUUUUGGAUUCAAUACUAUUUCAUUCCAUUUCUUUUA